CCGGCCGUCCGUGUACUGCACUUUGAUUUUGAGCUGGAGGGGCUUCUGACCCAGGAGGCUGUUGGCGACCCUGACCGCUUGCGUCACGCUCCCCGCCGUGUUGGGCAGCAAGGUGCUUCCAGAGGCCGGACUCAGCUCCAACUUUACGUAUCUAGGCACGGCGCACUGGAAGGAGAGGUUUGUCAGGGUGACGUCCGUGCGGUUGUCGAAGCGGCAGAGAAGGAGAGACGCAGAGGGAUCGUCCGCGGGGCUGGGCUUGGACAGUUCCAUGGUAAUGCGCAAUCCGUCCUGGUCGAAAGCCGUGAU
Nannochloropsis gaditana CCMP526 is the source of this 306-nucleotide messenger RNA. RefSeq names its product clathrin-adaptor gamma chain. The annotation marks the transcript as partial. The transcript has a single exon. The record is from RefSeq and is a predicted model, not a curated record.